CUGAAAGCGGCUUUGGGAGCUGGUUAGUCAUGUCUGGACGUGGUAAGGGUGGGAAAGGCUUAGGUAAGGGAGGCGCUAAGCGUCACCGCAAGGUUUUGCGGGACAACAUUCAGGGCAUCACUAAGCCAGCCAUCCGGCGCCUUGCUCGCCGCGGCGGUGUCAAGCGUAUUUCUGGCCUUAUCUAUGAGGAGACCCGUGGUGUUCUGAAGGUGUUCCUGGAGAACGUGAUUCGUGAUGCAGUCACUUACACGGAGCAUGCUAAACGCAAGACUGUAACAGCAAUGGAUGUGGUCUAUGCGCUGAAGCGACAGGGACGCACUCUUUACGGCUUCGGUGGUUAAGGCUCCCGCUUACUCCACUCAGUAUUUCUCUUUACAACCAAAGGCCCUUUUUAGGGCCGCCCAAUUUCUUCGUAAAAGAGCGGACAUCUUGUUAUCCUGUUGCAGGUUUUUGCUGGAAAAGCAGUCAUUGUGCACUAGUGUGCAUUUGCAGUUCUGUGGCUCCUGAUGGAUCUGAGAAGAUGGACGUCGAGGAUGAAAAUCUGUCUGAUUAUUUUGAACUGAUGUUUGUUGCUGUGGAGAUGCUGCCCAUAUGUUCAUAUUGUGGAUGUUAAGUCAGUAGCCCACAGCCUUGUAUUCCAUAUUCUAGAGACCCUGCUACUUGACAUCUCAACUUGAAAGUCCAAUAAAUAUGCACUUCAAACUUAAAUAAGCUUCAAUUUCUUUCAUUGUCUCUGCAAAACAGCUUCUCCCAUCAUCUUGAAAUUAGUGAACAGCAUUUUACUGUUUUAGCUGGAGUCAUUUCUGUCGUUUCCUUUCACAUCCUACAUAACAAUCCAUCAGUAAGUUCUAUGAGCUCUUUGAAAACAGAAUCCAACUGUUUCUCAUUCCCACUUCUGGUCAAACCACUGCCAACGCUCACCUUUAUUGUUGUAGCACCCUCAUUGCCUAGUUCUGUUCCACAGAUUUCCAGUAAAGGGUGAGUAAAAUCAGGUCACUCUUCUGCUGAAAA
Messenger RNA from Mandrillus leucophaeus (drill), 1011 nucleotides. Its product is annotated as histone H4. NCBI's taxonomy places the organism in Eukaryota, Metazoa, Chordata, Mammalia, Primates, Cercopithecidae. Gene Ontology annotation, molecular function: structural constituent of chromatin; protein heterodimerization activity; DNA binding. The transcript has 2 exons. Bases 30 to 341 code for a protein of 103 amino acids. Gene Ontology annotation, cellular component: nucleosome. The record is from RefSeq and is a predicted model, not a curated record. Gene Ontology annotation, biological process: nucleosome assembly.